GAGAUGCCCGAGCUGCUCGCAAUCAGUCGGACAGCGGUGCAGCGGUGCAGCGGUGCAGCUGAGAGGGUGCAGGGAGUGGGUUUCGAUGUUGGAUGCGCUGCUUGGGGAAGGCAUUCAUGAAAGAAUACGGUACAGAGUAACAGCGUAAGUUUCAAGGGUCGGGGAACUCCGCUUCUCUGCCACAAGCUGAGAGAUGGCGUCUCUCCAACACCUGGUUCACUCCAAGAACGUGCGUGGUCAGGAGAUGGAAGGCGUGCGAACUGUGCGCUAUCCGAGAAACGGCGGCGCAAAAGUAUCGGGGAGGUUGUUGCUCGAGUUCAGGGGGUUGAGAAAAAGAUGCAUGGGUGCGCCGUGACUUGAUAGGAGAAGCAGGUCGUAACAGUCCGUAAAGCGGGUACACAGCAUGGUUUCUGGGGUUGGGUUUCGC
Molecule: messenger RNA, 427 nt
Organism: Thermothelomyces thermophilus ATCC 42464
Lineage: Eukaryota; Fungi; Ascomycota; Sordariomycetes; Sordariales; Chaetomiaceae
Exons: 1
Coding region: 194-355 (53 amino acids)
Source: RefSeq, a predicted model, not a curated record